GAGGACGCAGAGUGGGUUGCAAGCGCCAGGGCGCGAGGGAGUGACGUGUUGACACAGCCGUGGACAAACAAGGCGGUCAAUUAUUAACCUGUCGUGCAGCGGGCACCAGGAAACCCGAGCCGGCACCGUCAACCGAGUGGGGCGGACCCAGGCUCGAGGCCGAGAGCAGUGCAGCCCGCGCGCACCCACGCUGAUCCCGCCAUGGAGGCAGGUCCUGACGCCAAGGGGGGCGACAGCUCCGCAGCCUCGGAGGACCCUCCAACCGCCGAGGACCCGCGUAGUCCCUCGCAGCCGGCGCUCCCUCAGCUCCCGCGCCGCCCGCAGCUGCUGGAUGAAGACGCGGGACCGGACGAGGAUGGAGCCGCGGCCGCAGAGGGCAGCGAUCCGGUCCGGGGGGACCCAGAACCCGCAUCUGCGUCGAGCGAGGCAGGACCCAUGCCCAAGGCCACCGGCGGCACCGUUCCGCCCAUCGGCUUCGUGGGCGAGCCCCCGCCCUACGCGCCGCCGGACCCCAAGGCAGUGGCGCUGCUCUACCCGCCCUUCCCGCAGGUGCCGGUGCUGUUCCAGCCGGCGCCCGGGCCCGCCGCACUCUACCCGCCGCCGCCUGGCCCGCUCUUCCCACCCGCCGCUGCUGCCGGAGCCUCCUUCCCCUUCCCGGCGUAUGGCAGCCCCAUGGCCGGUGGGCCUGCCCCCAUGCAGGUGGAGCACAGGCCUCUGCCCAAGGACUUCAUGAUGGAGUCGGUGCUGGUGACCCUGUUCUGUUGCCUGCUCACAGGGCUUAUUGCCAUUGUGUACUCCCAUGAGACUCGAGCAGCCCUGGGCAGGGGUGACUUGGCCCAGGCGGAGGAGGCUUCGAGGAAGGCCCGCUCACUUGUACUCUUCAGCCUGCUCUUCGGGGUCUUUGUGUCCACCAGCUGGGUCAUCUAUGUGGUGGUGGCCCUCUACCUCCCCUGAGUGAGGCCCAGGACUUGCAGGCCAGGUUGUUCCCUUUGGGUGGACCCUGAUGCCCACUGGGGCUAGCUGUUGCUCAUACAGGGCAAAGGGGAGGUGGGCUCAGAAGCCCUGUCCAUGGGUGGUCCACUGAGGCCUUGGGUGGGAUCCUAAUCUGAGGGACACGGGCCUGGAAGUCUUCCUGGGCUGCCUGCCUUCACCUUUACUCCUGGAGAACACAGAAGACUAAACUCACCAUCUUCAGAGCCUUCCAGAGGACAUGGCCACCUCCAGCCUAGCUCAGGAUCUGGCUCUAGUCCUACUCGCCCUCCCUGGGAGAGUGGAGAGGAGUGCUGCUCUCCCUGGGAGUUCCUGCCUGGUCCUGCACCCUUGCCAUGCUGGGAGAGAUCAGAAUGCUGUGGUCAGUCAACAAGGAGUGACAGAAUUCCUGUCACCACUUCAGAGGACACUGCUACUUUCUGUCUUCCAUCUGUGUGCAGCUGAGUCCCAGGUCCACUGCCUGCCCUUCUCCGAGCUGUCUGAGGCCCACACUUACACAGGAUGCCUCAUUCCCCGAGAGCCAUUUUUCUAUAAAUGUAUUUCCUUACUGCCUCUGGCUUCUGGUGGCUGUUUGAGGCUUCCGGCUUCUGCCCUUCCCUGCCCCAGCUUCCUACUCGUUCCUUUACAGUCAUUGACCCAAGUCGGUCAGCUGAGGGGUUGAAGAUGUUUCAAAUCGUUGAAUGCACGCACAAAGCCCCUCGUUCCCUCCCCAGCACUACACAAGUGGGGUAUGGUGGUGCACAUCUGUAAUCCCAGAACUUGAGCAGAAGGAACAGUUCAAGGGCAUCCCUGGCUACACUGAAUGUUAGAGGCGAGCCUGUGCUACAUGAGACUGUCUCAAAACUAAAAAGGGUCAGCUGGGCCCCCAGUUGGGGACAGCUGUCCCGACUGGGGAGUGCUCUCAGAUCAGGGCACCCCAGAUGCUGUGAGACACCUGUAGAAUGAUACAUGGCCGUCCUCACAUCAUGUGCCCUGGGGUCAAGUCCAGGUGGCUGUGAGAAAGACUGUUGUCACAGGAGUCCCAUCCAUCUGUGAGGAGGGCACUAGGAUGGAUCUUAAAAGCACAGGAGGAGCCCGGCGGUGGUGGUGCACGCCUUUAAUCCCAGCACUCGGGAGGCAGAGGCAGGCGGAUCUUUGUGAGUUCGAGGCCAGCCUGGUCUACAAAGUGAGUUCCAGGAAAGGCGCAAAACUACAGAGAAACCCUGUCUCGAAAAAACAAAAAAAAAAAAAAAACAAAAAAACCCACAGGAGGCUUACACACAGGCUGGCCUCUCCUCCUUUCCUGCUGCCUGCCAACAACUACUGCAGACUACUGAAGCGGAAGCCCAGCCCUCCUCCAGGGGGCGGAGCCUGGAACAAGGAAGUCUGCAGUGAGCAUUAUGGAAAUCCAGGAUACAGGGUUGCUCUGGAACCAAGAACUUGACCUUCAAAAUGCAUGAGAGCCACAAAGAGGAGGAAAAGAAUUUGGGGGCUGGUAGAUGCCUCAAAGAUACCUCAUAGCACCCAACAGCCAACUCCGCCAUUCUCUCACACCUUUUAAAUAAGUCAUGGUGGAAAGAUGUCUAGAAGGCUGCUCCUGUGGAGGUGCUGUGAGUCACCUGCGGGAAUCAUGUUCAACUGCAGUGGGGCUGUAACUGCAGCUUGAAGCUCUGCGUGAUUAAUGAGCUUCCUGGCUCUUCUGUUGCUGCUCGGAACACCUUGCGUUAAUAAAACUGUCAAGGGUACCUGCAUCAGGAUCUUACCAUGAGAGCUCCAGUGUCCGUUACUCAACGCUGUUGUGAAAGUGAAGCAGAUAGGAAAAACAAGGAAGUGGAGUCUGAAGUGUGAGAAACAGAGGAGGUGGUUCAGCACUGUGUGUGAAUACGCAGGUGUAGAGGGAUGGCUCAGCACUGUGUGAACACAGGUAUAGAGGGAUGGCUCAGCACUGUGUGUGAACACAGGUAUAGAGGGAUGGCUCAGCACUGUGUGUGAACACAGGUAUAGAGGGAUGGCUCAGCACUGUGUGUGAACACAGGUAUAGAGGGAUGGCUCAGCUCUGUGUGUGAACACACAGGUACAGAGGGAUGGCUCAGCACUGUGUGUGAACACAGGUAUAGAGGGAUGGCUCAGCACUGUGUGUGAACACACAGGUAUAGAGGGAUGGCUCAGCACUGUGUGUGAACACAGGUAUAGAGGGAUGGCUCAGCUCUGUGUGUGAACACAGGUAUAGAGGGAUGGCUCAGCACUGUGUGUGAACACACAGGUAUAGAGGGAUGGCUCAGCUGUGUGUGUGAACACACAGGUAUAGAGGGAUGGCUCAGCACUGUGUGUGAACACAGGUAUAGAGGGAUGGCUCAGCACUGUGUGUGAACACACAGGUAUAGAGGGAUGGCUCAGCACUGUGUGUGAACACACAGGUACAGAGGGAUGGCUCAGCUGUGUGUGUGAACACACAGGUACAGUGGGAUGGCUCAGCACUGGGUGUGAACACACAGGUAUAGAGGGAUGGCUCAGCACUGGGUGUGAACACAGGUACAGUGGGAUGGCUCAGCAGUUAAAGGGUGGUAGCUUGUUAGGUAAAGGCAUUGGCCACCAAGGCUGACAGCCUAAGUUUAAUCCCCAGAAUGUGCAUGGUGGAAGGAGAGAGGCAACUUCUCAGAGUUGUCCCCUGAGCUCCACAGGAGCACAGCUGCCCAUUAUACAUGCACUCACACACACAAAUAAAGUGUGUUAAAGGAAAAGAAAAUCAGAAGACAAGAUUCUGUAGCUAGAAUACCAUGAAAAAACAAACAGAAGGCAACUCAGUGAAGUGACUAGAUAUAAAAUAAAUAUACAGAAAUCAACCAUAACUGCUUGUAAGUUGAAAAAUUCAAAAUACUGCUCAUAAUAGUGACAGAAGCCAGGUGGGAGUGGUUCAUACCUUUAAUUCCAGCACUUGGGAGGCAGAGACAGGUGGAUCUCUAGGAGUUGAGGCCAGAGUAAGUUCCAGGACAGUUAGGGCUGCACAGAGAAACCCUGUCUCAAAAAAGAAAAGAAAGUGACAGAAGUAAUAAGAUUUAUAUAUGUACUUUAAUAAUAAAGAUCUGUCUAGCUAGAAGAUGCCUCAGUGGUUAAGAGUGCUAGAGUUCUUUUUAAGAUUUAUUUAUUAUGCAGUGUUCUGCCUGCAUGUAUGCCUGCACACCAGAAGAGGGCACCAGAUCUCAUUACAGAUGGUUGUGAGCCACCAUGUGGUUGUUGGGAAUUGAACUCAGGACCUCUGUAAGAGCAGCCAGUGCUCUUAGCCUCAGGGCUAUCUCUCCAGCCCCAAGACAAAUGCCACAGACAUAAAAUUGUUUUUAAUCAAGACAAGGUUUUUCUGUGUAGCACACUGUUCUAGAACUCACUUUGUAGACCUGUGUGGUGAUAUUUUGUGAUCUAACAAAUAAAUCUUGUCUGAAGAUCAGAGUGUGGAGCUAAGCCACUAGUCAUCCAUAGAGGCCAGGCAGUGGUGGCACACACCUUUGAGGCCAGCACUUGGUGUCUCUCACCUUUAAUCCCACCACUAGGGAGGUGGAGACAGGAAGUGAUACAGCUGGGUGGAGAGAGGAAUAUAAGGUGGGAGGAGACAGGAGCUCAGUCUCUUUCAGGCUGAGGAGUUGGUGAGGUAAGGGGUGGUGGCUGUGGCUUGCUCUUUUGUCUCUCUGAUCUUUCAGCAUUUACCCCUAUAUCUGACUCUGGGUUUUAAUUAAGACCCAUUAGGAUAUGUGCUACAGACCUAGCCUCAAACUCACAGAGAUCCAUCCGCCUCUUCGAGUGCUGGGAUUAAAGGCGUGCAGCACUAUGCCAGGUAAAAAUAAAUCUUUAAAAAAAGGGAGGCUAAUAAUUGAAGAUAACAUCUAAUGUCAGUCUCUGGCCACCACACCCGUGCAGAUACGUGUGCUAUGGGACGAUCCUUCUGUACUGUGAAUAUCUGUUGCUCUCAUUGGUUGAUAAUAAAGCUGUUUGGCCAAUGACAAGACAGGAUAAGGUUGGGCGGGACAAUCAAACUGAGGACUGGGAUGAAGAGGAGUGGAGUUGAGAGAGAUGAGAACCAUCCGCCCAAGAAGCAAGAUGCCAGAGGACUGGUAAAGUCAUGGCCACGUGGCAAUACAUAGAAUAGAAAUGGGUUAAUUUAAAUGUAAGAGCUAGUUAGUCAUAAGCCUGAGCCAUCGCUCAAACAUUCUGUAAUUAAAAUAAGCUUUUGUGUGUUUAUUUGGGACUGGGCGGCUGGACAAAAGGCUCUGCCUCUGUUUACACAUGUGCAUUGCACACACACUAUUGGGAUUUUAACAGUAACUGUUUCACACCAGUGGUUAACUGAGGGUGAGGGACUAUUUUGGGAGUCUCAGUAUGUAGCUGAGGCUACACGGUGUACCCACACCUGGCAACUGACAUCUUCACAACAUGUCUGACCUUAGGUAUAUGGUUCUUUUUGCAUGUGGUAUGGUAUCAGGGAUUGAACCUAGGGCCUUUCCAUGCUAGGCAAGCACCUUACUACUGAGCUACACACUCAGCCCUUACAUACAGGUCUUUUACAACACUUCCCUCUGAGUGCUUUUUAGUUUUAUGUGUGGAUUCUAGCAUGUUUCAAAACCAUCUCUACACUAUUCUUUAAGCUAUUUGAACUCAAAUCCUUAGUUUUCUCUCCUUUUAAAGCCCACUUAAGUCUGACAGGUCUGCUGAAGUUUAUGUUCACAUGAUGCUGUAAUCCAUUCAUGGUUUACCUUUUCAGUGUUUAAUCCCAUAUGUGUUUUUCUUUUCUUUUUUUCCCCCCUCCCCGAGACAGGGUUUCUCUGUGUAGCUUUGUACCUUUCCUGGAACUCACUCUGUAGCCCAGGCUGGCCUCGAACUCACAGAGAUCCACCUGCCUCUGCCUCCUGAGUGCUGGGAUUAAAGGCCACCGCCACCACCCGGCAUUUUCCUUGUUUUAUUGCAUUGACUAGGAUUGCAAGCACUGUAAUACUGAACAGAAGUGUGGAUGGCAAGCUGCCUUUUGAUCUCAGAAGGAAGGUUUCCUUCCAAUUUUUUACCUUUGUAAAAAAGAUUAAAAAAAAUUAACCAAGUGCUGUAGGUUUAGAUUUUAAAGCAUUAAAAAAUAUACCACAUAGAUGUCAGAUUUCACGAGUGAUUUUCCUGUAUCAACAGGAAGGUUAUAAAAUGAAUUCUGUUGCUAUGGUAUCCAGACCUUUUUUUUUUGAGACAAGGUUUCACUGGGUAGCCCUGGUUGGCCUGGAGAUCACAGAGAUCUACCUGCUUCUGCCUCCCAAGUGCUGGGAUUAAAGAUGUGUACCACUUACCAAGUGUGGCUCAGACUCCAUUUUUUUAAAAUUUUAGAUUUUUGUGUGUGAGUGUUGUAUAUGCACACACUAUUUGCAAUCCUGGUGCCAGAAAAGGUCAGAAGAGAGCACUGGAUCCCCUGGAACUGGAGUUACAGACAGCUGUUAGACACCAUGUGGGUGCUGGGAAUUGAACCCAGGUCUUCAGCAAGAAUAGCCAGUGCUCUUAACUGCUGAGCCAUCUCUCUGACUUCAUCUCUUUAGCAUCAAGGGCUGGCUGUGUGCUGUCCUCCUGGGUGUGGUACUUCAUUCUCAAGGUCUGAGGGCAUUUCAUGGCUUUCCUCAGCACUCAUACUGGGAAAGUUAUAGGAAUGACCUGCAGAAGGCACCAUGGAGGCAGAGCUUUGCAGCCUGAAUCUACCCUGGCCAUUCCUCUCACAGGGCAGGGGGGCGCAGCUCUUACCUGUGCAUGAUGCUUGUGUAUUUUUUAUUUUUCUCACGUGUAUGUGUGUGCAGUCACAGGACACCUUCCAGGAGUCGGUUCUCUCCUUAUACCUCAUGGGUCCCAGUGACUGAAUCAGGUUGUCAGAGUGGUCAGUGCCUGCACCCACUAAGCCAUUUUCCAGUUUCCUCUCAGUUUGAACAUCCCUGAGGCUAUGAACAGGGGCGGUGGCCGGGGACGUCAUCGUUUACUCAGCCAGAGUAGAUUUUAGAUUAGACCACAGCCACAAGAGUGGGUCUGAGGACAGAAUGCCUAUCAGAGCCCCACCUCACCCUUCCCCUUCAGCUAGGUCACAAACAGGCAGGGACUGGCCCAGUUCAGCCUGGCACAGAAAGCCUGGCAUAGACAUGGCAUCAGACGGGCUUUUGUCUGUUUAUUUUUUCAUAUAAAAGUUACGCGCUUGUAAUGUCUGUAGGAAGAUGCCACUGUUGGACAGAUUAGUGGGGGGAUUUAUAUUACAGCAUCACACUGGGAGGCAUUAGGCAGGUGUUUCGGUUCAAGGGUCAGCCAGAUGUGGCAUUUGCUUGCCCUAGUCUUGGCCAUACCAAACCCGCAGGUAAGGGCUGGCCUCUGCUGAGAACCAAAUUGUCCAUGGCAUUCAGUAUGCCUACAGAGACUGAUCUCCACAGCUCUCCCAGCCCCCCACCCCCGAGAAAAGACACGUGGAAGCCAGGCUGCAGUGAGCACUGGGCUCAGCCUCAGCCAGAGGCAGGUGACUAGGGAAGCCUGUUGGCUAAUAAGUUAAACCCACACAUCACACCUCACUGUCCUGACUCCCAGGACUACAGGAGGCCCUGGUUUUCCUGGAUCUGGAAGGUGAGCCUUCCCUUCAGCCCAGCUCAUGCUUGGGAACCCACGGAUGCAGACCACAGACGCACUGCCUGCUGUGGCACCAGCAGGCUAGUCUUGACAGCCUGGGCUACAGAAGGCGGCUGGAGGAAGGGCCCUGCGUGCACAGUGCCCCCACUCACACCGAGCACUCCGAGCUGCUGAGGGCAGGAGGCAGAGACUGAAAUGAAAGGACCUGCAAAGGAGAAACAAACCAAAGACCCACACGACUGCGCACAAGCCUGACUCCACACGCACACACACUCCUUAAACAACCUGCCCGGUGGCUGCCAGAGGGAGCCAGCCAAGGGGCUGUUCACAGAUGCCCCCCCUCUAUUUACAUCACAAAUAAACAGGAGAGGGGGAGGAAUAGCCCAUAGUUCCUUUUGAUAAAAGCUGCUAAAAAAAACCCAGGAGGGGUUCAGAGCGACAGUUGUUUCGAACUUGUACCCGGCCAGCAGCUGCUGUCUUCUCUUCCGCUGUGAUGACUGGGCUGAGGAAGCACAGAGAUCCUGGUGUCCAUUUGACCAAGCCCCACGACCAGAAGAAAUGGGUGCUUGUUCAUGCAAAAGUGAACUGGAGGCAUGGGGCAGGGCCAGCAGCACAUCUGGAUUCUGACCUGCACCCUGCCAACCAGCUCCAGUGGUGCCAUGGAGCCACGGGCUGGGAGAGCCCAGCCAGCACUGAGCCCUGAACAUCUUGCCCUCGAUUGUCGACCUCAGCAGCAGUGGGUGGCUCCAUACUGGGGAAGGGUACCUGCCUGGAGUCAGGCCUCUGGAGGCACUCACACUCCAGGCCUGUUCAGCCUUCUCGGGGACACCAGACAUUUGCAGGGUGUAGAAAGGGACUAGGGGACCUGCUGGCUCAGGGAUGGGGUGGAGUAGGAGGGAAGCCCAUAGGCCUGGAAGGGACAGGAGAUGGCAUUAAGGCACACAGCAAGCAUGGAGGGGCUGCUUGCCUCUCCCUAGGUCACUAAAGAGCCUCACUCUCUGAUCCACUCGGAGCCUCCUCUUCCUGAUCCCAGAGUGCCGUGCUGGGGGUGGGCUGGGCCCACGGUGGGCAGGCGCAACAGGAUGGAAGGUGCUCCUGGUGGUCCUGUCACGGUGGAACAGGUGAGCCCCAGCGGCCAGGCACGGCAGGGCAGGUCUGGGGCCAGUACUGUGACAAGUGCCAGCUCUGUGGCUGCUGCCUGUCACCCACCACACCUUCUGGGCCAGGUCUACACGCCCCAUCCUCCAUAGUUAAAAGGCAGGGAAUGGACAG
Peromyscus californicus insignis is the source of this 8856-nucleotide messenger RNA. RefSeq names its product proline rich transmembrane protein 1B (gene Prrt1b). NCBI's taxonomy places the organism in Eukaryota, Metazoa, Chordata, Mammalia, Rodentia, Cricetidae. The transcript has 4 exons. Bases 202 to 954 code for a protein of 250 amino acids. The record is from RefSeq and is a predicted model, not a curated record. Gene Ontology annotation, cellular component: membrane.